This is a messenger RNA of Labeo rohita (rohu), 883 nucleotides long. RefSeq lists its product as uncharacterized. NCBI's taxonomy places the organism in Eukaryota, Metazoa, Chordata, Actinopteri, Cypriniformes, Cyprinidae. Bases 55 to 714 code for a protein of 219 amino acids. The record is from RefSeq and is a predicted model, not a curated record. Gene Ontology annotation, molecular function: protein dimerization activity. The transcript has 4 exons.
AGACUAUAUGUAAUAUAUUUUCUUUUAGAACUAUGAUGACAAAAAACGACUAAGAUGAAGCUCAAGGAAAGGGCUAGGCUCAACCAUCUACUUGAUGCCGGGGACAUCACAGCCCAUCAAGUGGACAAAUUCCAAACUGCAGCUCUGAAGUUUCUGAUGAGAGCCGUAGAGUAUGCCCUACAAAAGCUGCCUCUGAGAGAACCCUUGCUGAAUCAUGCCAGAUUUGUGGAUGUGAGGCAGAGGGCAGAAUGUGGGGUGGAGGAUGCCCUUUACUUUGUGGAGAGGUAUGUCCAUCUUCUCCCUUAUCACAGCCCACAGGAACAUGAUGCACUGGGGGAAGAGUUCCUAGACUAUCAGACCAUGCCUUUGCCUAGAUUGGAAGCAGACCCAGACAUUGAGGGCUUCUGGGCCAAUAUGGCAAGUUUAAAACACAAGGUGACAGGGGUGGGCAGGUUUGAGCGACUCUCCACCAUGGCUAAAUUGGUGUUAGUCCUGCCACACUCCAAUGCUGAUGCAGAGCGGGUAUUUUCGCUGGUGGGAUUAAACAAAACAAAAACUAGAAACAGCCUUGCCCUGGAGGGAACACUGUCAUCUCUAAUGGCAAUCAAGGUGGCAGACUUGGAGCCAUGCUUCAAGUGGGAGCCAUCCAAAUCAAUGAUUAAGGCUGCAAAAUCAGCCACCAGCACUUACAAUAGAGCACAUGUUAAUCUGUGAACAUGUUAAUCACAUGUUAAUCCUAUUUCUGUAAAAUGUUUGUGAAAAUUAAAUGUAAUGUAAAUCUUCCAAGAAAUUCUGUACAGAUACCAAAUACUUUGACAAUCAAUAUAUACCUAAUACACUUCUGCUAAUGCAAUGAUUUUGUGUUUGUAUUUUUUCCACACCA